This is a messenger RNA of Pristis pectinata (smalltooth sawfish), 7632 nucleotides long. Its product is annotated as mediator of RNA polymerase II transcription subunit 12-like protein. The transcript has 45 exons. Gene Ontology annotation, biological process: regulation of transcription by RNA polymerase II. Lineage: Eukaryota; Metazoa; Chordata; Chondrichthyes; Rhinopristiformes; Pristidae. Gene Ontology annotation, molecular function: beta-catenin binding; transcription coactivator activity. Gene Ontology annotation, cellular component: mediator complex. The record is from RefSeq and is a predicted model, not a curated record. Bases 322 to 6840 code for a protein of 2172 amino acids.
GUGGGGGCUUGCCGUAUGAGCUGUUUUGUACCGGUAUCGGGGCUGGGUCAAUACAGAGGGUAGACCUGCAUUGAGGAAAAGGGCAAACGCGAAGAGAUUUUAUACAAAGAAGAAACAAAUUACCCUCUUAAUUACCAGGAGAGUGGGGGUUGCAUUGUAGUGGCUGUGCUGAUAGGGGACUGUCACCGCGGUGGAUCAUGAACAUUAAUGCAUCAUUGACUAGUUUCCUUCACACAGAAUAACCCUCUACAAAGCUGGGAGCGGGCUGGAGGAUUGUGGGAAGCGGUUCUCCAAACUCUGGCUCUGUUGCUGGGAUGCAGGAUGGCGGCGUUCGGUUUCUUGAGCUACGAGCAGAGACCGCUCAAACGGCCCAGGCUCGGACCUCCUGAUGUCUACCCGCAGGACCCCAAGCAGAAAGAGGAUGAGUUGACUGCAGUGAAUGUAAAGCAGGGGUUCAACAAUCAGCCUGCCUUCUCUGGGGAUGAACAUGGCUCAGCCCGGAACAUCGUCAUCAACCCAGCAAAGAUCGGUGCCUAUUUCAGCAGCAUCUUGGCGGAGAAGCUCAAGCUCAACACCUUUCAAGACACAGGGAAGAAGAAACCUCAGGUGAAUGCCAAAGAUAACUACUGGCUGGUGACUGCCCGCUCUCAGAGUGCAAUCCACAACUGGUUCAUUGAUCUUGCAGGGAACAAACCUCUGACAGUUUUAGCCAAAAAGGUCCCGAUCCUUAGCAAGAAGGAAGAAAUCUUUGCUUAUUUGGCCAAGUAUUCUGUGCCAUUGUUGAGGGGUGCGUGGCUCAUAAAGAUGACCUGUGCUUAUUACGCCGCGGUUUCCGAAGCCAAGAUUAAGAAGAGACAAGCCACGGAUCCCAACCUUGAAUGGACACAGAUUUUGACAAGGUACCUCCGCGAGCAGCUGUCCAAAAUUGCUGAAUAUUAUCAUGGUCCUGUUGGUCAAGGUCCUCCACCCACAGCAGCAAUGCCUCCUGAGGUAGAGCAAGCAAUAAAACAGUGGGAGUACAAUGAGAAACUGGCAUUUUACACCUUCCAGGAUGGGAUGUUGGAAAGACAUGAGUACUUGACAUGGAUCCUGGAGGUUUUGGAGAAAGUCAGACCGGCAGAUGACGAGCUCCUUAAGCUGCUGCUGCCUCUUAUGCUGCAGUAUUCCGAAGAGUUUGUCCAAUCAGCCUACUUGUCCCGUCGCCUCGCUUAUUUCUGUGCCAGGAGGCUUUCUGCACUGCUGAGUGAGAGCUCUUCAAACCUUGUUCCUGCACAUUCACCUCAUAUGAUCAUUGGACCAAAUAACCCUGCACUGGCAGCCCCUAGUCCUGCUGCUCCCACUGCCGUCAUGAGCCCGGUGCAGUCAGCCCUCUCCGAUUUUCAUUCGUGUCCACAGCAUCGUCCUUUAGUUUACGGUCUCAGUUGCAUGUUGCAGACAAUAACUUUAUGUUGCCCCAGUGCCUUGGUGUGGAAUUAUUCCACAAAUGAAAGUAAAAGCAGCAAUCCUGGCUCACCGCUUGACCUUCUCCAAGUGGCCCCAUCGUGUUUACCUAUGCCAGGAGGGAGUUCCACCUUCAAUCAACAGGUCCGAGCCAAAAUUUAUGAAGUGGAGCAGCAGAUCAAGCAACGAGGACGAGCCGUGGAAGUCCGGUGGUCCUUUGACAAAUGUCAGGAGUCCACUGCAGGUUUUACAAUCAGUAAGGUCUUGCAUACGUUGGAAGUACUGGAUCGUCAUUGCUUUGACAGAUCUGACUCCAGUAACUCCCUGGAUAGCCUUGAUCACAAGAUAUUCGGUUCCAGUCAGGGCAAGGAGAGCCAAGAGCAAAUAGCACCAAAUGAUGAGGCAGUCGUGACAUUAUUAUGUGAGUGGGCCGUGAGCUGUAAGCGAUGUGGGAAGCACAGAGCUAUGACAGUAGCAAAACUCCUGGAGAAGAGACAGGCUGAGAUCGAAGCAGAGCGAUGUGGGGAGUCUGAAGUCUUGGACGAGAAGGAGUCUAUUUCUUCUGUGUCACUUACUGGCUCAAGCCUUCCUGUUUUCCAGAACAUUUUGCUUCGGUUCCUCGAUACCCAAGCUCCUGUAUUAACUGACCUCAAUAAUGAAAACGAGAAGGCAGAAUUUAUAAAUCUAGUGCUGCUGUUCUGCGAGUUCAUUCGCCAUGAUGUCUUCUCGCACGAUGCGUACAUGUGCACACUUAUAUCCCGUGGAGACCUCACCUCCGUCACUGCUGCAGCGAGACCACGAUCACCUACUGCAGACAACUCGGAGGAACACUACGCAAAGGAGCACGACAGCGGCCACCUGGGUGUUAAACUGGAGGAUCAAGGGCUUGGUGAGCACAUGGACAUAGACACGGGAGCCACAAAUCUAUUUGAUGAAGUGGACACGAAUGACUUCAAAGCAGAUUUUGGACCUGAGUUUGCAAUUUUCUCUCCAAUGGCUGGGGACUCUUUGACCUCUGAGCACAAUGCAAAUCUUUCUUUGGAACAAAGUGCCACAAAAGAUGAAAAGCCAAUUAGGAAAGAGAAGCAGAAAGAGUUAAUCUUCCCAUGCACUUAUGAGCACCCUCGACACCUGCAAUAUGCCACCCACUUCCCCAUCCCCCAGGAUGAAACCUCAAGUCACGAGUGUAAUCAGCGAAUGAUUCUUCUUUACGGUGUUGGGAAGCAGAGAGAUGAAGCCCGACACCAGCUGAAGAAGAUUACCAAAGAUAUCCUGAAAAUCCUGAACAAGAAAAGUACAGCGGAAACCGCUGGUGAUGAAGGACAGAAAUCAAAGAGGAUUAAACAGGAAACCCCACUAACCCUAGAGACUAUUUUUGCUAAGCUUCAACAACUAUCCUAUUUUGACCAGCAUCAGGUGACGUCUCAGAUUUCCAGUAACGUCCUGGAACAAAUCACAAGCUUUGCCUCAGGAACUUCAUACCAUCUGCCUUUGGCCCAUCACAUCCAGCUUAUUUUUGAUAUGAUGGAGUGUGCCCUUAACAUCAACGGUCUUAUAGACUUUGCUAUCCAGUUGCUGAAUGAAUUAAGUGUGGUGGAAGCGGAGCUGUUGCUGAAGUCUUCAAGCCUGGCUGGGAGCUACACCACAGGGCUGUGUCUGUGCAUUGUGGCUGUGCUACGUCGCUAUCAUUCCUGCCUCGUGCUCAAUCCUGACCAGACGGCACAAGUGUUUGAAGGACUCUGUGGGGUAGUCAAGCACGUUGUCAAUCCUUCAGAAUGCUCCUCUCCUGAAAGGUGCAUCCUGGCCUACCUGUAUGAUCUUUAUGUAUCUUGCAGUCACCUAAGAAGCAAGUUUGGUGAUCUUUUCAGUAGCGCCUGUUCAAAGGUUAAGCAGACCAUUUACAGCAAUGUGCAGCCCUCCAACUCCAAUCUACUCUGGGACCCCGACUUCAUGUUGGAUUUCAUUGAGAACCCAUCUGCCCACAAUGUCAACUACUCAAUGCUGGGGAAGAUCCUCAACGACAACGCAGCCAACCGCUACAGCUUUGUGUGCAACGCACUCAUGAACGUAUGCAUGGGACAUCAGGACACAGAUAGAAUUAAUGACAUAGCUAAUCUUUGUGCAGAGCUGACAGCAUGCUGCACUGUACUCAGCUCUGAAUGGCUUGGUGUUCUAAAGGCUCUUUGCUGCUCAUCAAACCAUGUCUGGGGAUUCAAUGAUCUUCUCUGCAGCGUCGAUGUCAGCGACCUAUCAUUCCACGAUUCCUUGGCUACGUUCAUUGCCAUUCUAAUCGCUCGCCAGUGUUUCUCAUUGGAGGAUGUGGUGCAACAUGUGGCACUUCCCUCGCUUCUGGCGGCUGCAUGCGGUGAUCCGGAUGCUGAACCAGGCGCCAGGAUGACAUGCAGACUUUUGCUGCAUUUGUUUAGAACGCCACAAGUGAGCCCUUUUCCUCAGGCUAAUGGUAAAUCCGCUCCUGGAAUCCGCUCAUCCUGUGACCGGCACCUCUUAGCCGCAGCACACAACAGUAUAGAAGUGGGGGCCGUGUUUGCUGUUCUGAAAGCAAUCCUGAUGUUGGGGGACGCUGAAUUAGGCAGUAAUAAUGCCAACUCUUCCAACACUGAUGACUUCGGUGUGACCAGCCUUCUGGCUCCCAUCAGUAUCCACGAUGAUAUCACCGACGAUGAGAUUCUGAGUUCUGCCAAAAACUCCAAAUCAAUCAGGCGCACCGUUUCCAUAGAAACGGCCAACCUGAGUGAGUACGCCAGGUUUGUGCUCAGGACCAUCUGUCAACAGGAAUGGGUGGGAGAACAUUGCUUGAAGGAGCCGGAGAGACUGUGCACGGAUAAGGAUCUAAUAUUAGACCCAGUUCUCUCCAACAAACAAGCACGGCAACUUCUACAGCUUAUCUGUUAUCCACAUGGCCUUAAGGAAUGUGUGGAAGGAGACAAUCCUCAGCGGCAGCACAUCAAGCACAUUCUCCAGAGCUUGGACCAGUGGAUCCUGAGACAAUCAUGGUUGGAGCUGCAGUUGAUGAUCAAACAAUGCAUGAAAGAGCCUGGUCCAGCUUCGGUUGCUGAAAUGAACUCAUUGUUGGAAAAUAUCGCCAAGGCCACUAUUGAGGUCUUCCAGCAGUCAGCUGAGCUGAACUGUGGUGUUGCUUCUGCUGGAGUUGAGCUGUUCAAUGAGGCCAACAACGGAAACAAUAACCCAAGGCAGAAUGGCAAAAAGACAUUUCUAAGCUGCUCAGAAAGAAAAGGAGUUUGGCUUGUCGCCCCGCUGAUUGCGAAACUGCCCACAUCCGUUCAGGGUCGAGUGCUAAAGGCAGCUGGAGAAGAGCUCGAGAUGGGUCAACACUUGGGGUCGUCGUCUAAAAAGGAAAGAGAUAGACAGAAGCAGAAAAGCAUGUCAUUGUUGAGCCAACAGCCAUUUCUGUCCUUGGUCCUCACCUGCUUAAAGGGACAGGAUGAGCAACGGGAAGGCUUGCUGACCUCCUUGCAAAAUCAGAUCAACCAGAUUUUGAGUAACUGGAGGGAAGAACGCUACCAGGAUGAUAUGAAAGCCCAACAAAUGAUGCAUGAAGCUCUGCAGCUGCGCCUGAAUCUGGUUGGUGGAAUGUUUGACACUGUCCAGCGAAGUACCCAGUGGACCACAGAUUGGGCUCUUUUGCUACUUCAGAUAAUUACCUCAGGAACCGUUGAUGUGCAGACAAAUGUUGAGCUCUUCACCACUGUGCUAGACAUGCUGGGUGUGUUGAUAAAUGGGACCUUGGCAUCAGAUCUGUCAAGUGCCUCCCAAGGAGGAUCAGAGGAAAACAAGCGAGCCUACAUGAACUUAGUGAAGAAAUUAAAAAAAGAACUAGGCGACAAACAUUCAGAAAGCAUCGACAAGGUGCGCCAGCUGCUGCCAUUGCCAAAGCAAACCUGUGACGUGAUUACCUGCGAGCCAAUGGGAUCUUUGAUCGACACAAAAGGCAACAAAAUUGCAGGAUUUGAUUCCAUUGAUAAAAAACAGGGUCUCCAAGUGUCAACAAAGCAGAAGGUCAACCCAUGGGAUUUAUUUGAGGGUCACAAGAAUCCGGCUCCACUUUCCUGGGCUUGGUUUGGCACCGUGCGCGUUGAUCGGAAAGUUAUCAAGUACGAAGAUCAACAUCACCUUCUCUUGUAUCACACGCAUCCCAAGCCAAAACCACGAAGUUACUACCUGGAGCCUUUACCACUCCCGCCAGAGGAUGAAGAGGAGCCCCCAACUCCAGUCUCGCUGGAUUCAGAGAAGAAGCCAAUUGAAGUCGCUGAUCAGAACAAAAGCGCUCAGGAGGAAGAGAAAAAAAAGAACAGGAAAAGGAAGCCAAAAUCUUCAGCAUCAAGAAUAGAUGACUAUCAACAAAACAAUGCAUACCGAGUGCCUCCAAAUUAUACGCCAAUGUCUUCACAGUUGAUGCACCAUCCCCAAGCAGCACCUUCGUGGGGUUACAACCUUGUGGGCCAGCUGCAGCAGUCUGGGUUCUACUUUCAGAACCAGCCACUUCCACCAGGAGGACCCAGGUUGGACCCGCCAGGUCAGUUCACCCCCACGAGCACCAAGCAGGCCCUCACCAACAUGCUGCAGCGUCGCUCAGGAUCCAUGAUGCAGCCUCCCUCCAUGCCCAGCAUCUCUCCCCAGCAGCAGCUGCUACAGAUGAAACUCCUGCAGCAACAGCAGCGACUGCUCCGGCAGCAGGCACAGUCCAGGAACUUCCAACAGGGCCAAACAGUUGACCAAAGUGGAUCUUACGCUCAGCAGAUUCGAUCUGUCCAGCUCCCGCAGUAUCCUGGCAUACAGCAGGCACAGGUCCUGCCCCAUGGAUACACGGCAUACAGUACUCCGAUGGCUCUGCAGCAGCAGACUGGUAGUAGCAUGUUGUCGCCCAACUGCAGUGCCAGGCCAUACCAGGCUGCCCACGCUAACCCGGCCCUCAUGGACCGCAUCAGGCAAAUACAGCAGCAGCCUAGUGGCUAUAUUCACCAGCAGGCCUCCCCCUACCCAUCGAAUCUUCAGGGUACUCAGCGGCUCACCCAUCAACCACUGCAACAGAGCACUUUGAUGGCAGCUGGACUUGAGCAUGUGACAUCAGGCCCCCAUGCAAACCUUGGUACAGUGCAACUCUCGCAAGAACAGAUGAGACAAAGGCAGCAACAACUACGACAGCAGCGGCUCCUGCAGAUGCAGCAACAACAACAGAGUCAGCAGGCACUAGGGAUACAAGCAGUGCAGACGCAGCAAGCACUGUUUUCGAGACAGGGUAUGCAACAGACCCAGCAGCAGCAACAGACAGCAGCAUUGGUUAGACAGCUGCAGAAGCAACUCUCCAGUAAUCAGCCACAGCAGCCAUCGAACCCAUACAGCCACCCUCCCCAUUACUGAAAUCUUGGAAAGAAGCACAGAGUUUGGAAAACACUGGAGAUUAGCGCACACGACCAACCCUCCGACAGGGCGCUGGCGGGUUGGUAGAGAGGGCGGCACCAUUGAUUGUUAUUCGUAAUUUUCUUUUCUUUUAUCAUUUUUACUUCUGUUUUCUUUAAAUAUUAUUUUGACAAUUACCCCUGUGACGUAGCCGCUGUGAAUAAAUAAUGUAAAGUGAGAGUAGAUUAUUUUAUUUAAAAGGAAAUUGAAGUUUUACAAUGCAAAGUGUUUCUUGGAUCUUGUAGGUCCUGUAGAAAGCUGCUGUUUUUUUUUGCUAAAAGUCAAUUUUGGUGCUUUUAGCAGAUCUACGUUAAGAGAAAAGAUCUAGAUAUAAAUGGAAUUUAUUUAUUUGCUAGCAAAGACUCCCUUCUGAUGCACUGGACCAAAAUAAUGGUUUAUAUGAAUGAAUUUGACUGUAACGAGGUAAGUGUAUCUGCAGAAUUAUGGCCACAGAUGACUUGGUCUUAUCAGUGGCUUGAGCCUCUUAAGGACAUGGCAAAACUGUUUAUUUAAACUGUUAAUUUUGCCUAGAUUUGUAAUUUUACACAAGCACUUUUUAAGAGGAAGAAAGAAGUUUGUUAAGAUAAUAAAGCUAUUUUUCCCCCAGAGUAAUAAUAUUAUUGUACAGCAUCUCUGAACAGCUCUGUUGUGUGUGGUUGAGUUUGGUAUUUACAUGUCACGUUCUGGUCAAGAGGAUACAAUGAAGGAUAAAGAUACUGGUUGCAAGUUGAAGUCUAAUAAACCAACAACUAA